AUGCAGUGCGAGCCUGGAGUAUCUAGCACAAUUUCUUUCGUCUCGUCGGCAUGUCUGGAGUUCAUUUGGACUGGCAGCGUGACUGUGCAUGGGAAGAGCAUUACUGGGUUUGCUGCGCUGUACUCGACGGCGAAGCAGAUGCUGGACCAGCACAGGGAGGUGUGCUCCAAGGGCAACAGUACUGCUCGGCCGAAGGACGGGGGCCCGGCCACCAUGUUUAUCGAUAGCGAUCGGGCCAUCAUCUCAGAGAAGAUGGCUACCUUCAUCGACAACGAGGCGAAGUUCGUAGCCCUCAAGGCCUUUGCGAACCAACUGAAGGGCUUGGGCGCGACCGACCACCCUGUGAUUCAGAGCACCCUCUUCAAGAUCAUGACCGACCCGCAUCUGACGGGGAAGAUUACCAUCGAGCGCAUCAUCGACUAUGUUCUCGCUGUCGCCGAUCAGGCAUUCCCGCCCGAGUGGGCCGAGACAGCGAAGGAGGUGCUGCAGCUGGGCAAGGUGCCAUGCAGCGUGGCAAUGAUAUGGGGUGACAUUCAUGAAGUAUUGCGCUUCGGCGCGUUUCGGGCCAAGUUGAUGAUGCAAGCGAUCGCGUUCAUGCUCUCGAAGCCUGGCAUGACCACUACAGGUGUCGACUCCGCGGGCAUGAAUAACCUGAAGGCCGAGCUGACGACCAACUGCGACGUCCACAUCGACACUGUCGGCUCCCACGACAUCAACCAGGCGAGCAAGGAGGCGCAGAAGAGCUUCUGGAUGGGCCUCGUCGCGUCCCUUGGCAAGGACUCGCAUGCGCUGAGGGAGUUGCCGAAGUGGAAGCCACCAGCAGCGGAGACCGCCGAUGGCGACGACAAGAACGGCGACAAGGGCGACGCGAGCACCGAUGGCGGCCCCGUCGAGAUCAAGACUGAGCCACGCGACGACAAGGGCGCCGCUAUUGUGCGUGCAGGUGCCCCUGGUUCCGCGGCCAAGGAAACCAAGGUGCUCGUGACGGAGGUCGUGACGCUGUCGGAUCUCUACUCCUUCAGGAUGACGGGGCUGACCAUCGACGUGCCUUACGUGAAGAUGAUCGAGGCGGAGGCCGAGAAGCAGAUUUGGACGUUCUACAAAAGCCACUCGAGCAAUUGGAGCAAUAUCAAGGUGUGCUUUCGCUCGAAGCAGCCUACUCUACAGGUUGACUUGAGCAACCAAGACCUUCGCUUACCGUUCGCUGGCAGCGUGACCACGCAGCCGACCAAGGACGGCAUCCUGCUCGGCGAGUCGUUCGGUCUCCAGUUCUACCUGGUUGGGGACGCGAGCCUCUUCGCGGAGGUGUGCAUUCCAGCCUACAUGGUCAAGGUCGUCGACGGCGACGCCGAGCCGACGAUGGAGGUCUACUGGCACGACUUGCCGCUCAACAUUUGGCCCAAGGGCCACCAGAAGUCCCUCAAGGAAGCUUCGGCGAAGACCCCGACUCUCAAGUCCGAGCCUUCUCGCUUUGCCUUGCAAGGCGAGGUUGCGAAGAAGCGGGGCAGGGGCCGCGCCGCCGACAGCGGCGGCUCCUCCAAGCCCGAGCUUCGCUUCGGCGUGGCGGCCUACAAGCAUGCCCUCACGGCUGCUGCUUCGAGCCAGGGGGCGGAGUCGACCACCGCUGCCAACAGCGCCUCCGCCUCUGGCUCUGCUUGCCCCGCCUGGCUCGAUCCCUCGCUUGUGAAAGCGGGCAAGCACCUCUUGCGCUGA
Molecule: messenger RNA, 1713 nt
Organism: Prorocentrum cordatum
Lineage: Eukaryota; Dinophyceae; Prorocentrales; Prorocentraceae
Source: the annotation of a GenBank genome assembly